This is a messenger RNA of Daldinia loculata, 204 nucleotides long. RefSeq lists its product as uncharacterized. NCBI's taxonomy places the organism in Eukaryota, Fungi, Ascomycota, Sordariomycetes, Xylariales, Hypoxylaceae. The record is from RefSeq and is a predicted model, not a curated record. The transcript is spliced from 2 exons. The coding region runs from base 1 to 204 and encodes 67 amino acids.
AUGGAUAAAACCACGAUCGUUUCGUCGCUCGCUUCUAUCGCCAUAUUUAUCCAUAUCAUCUUCAACUUCAUCCUAUCCGCCACAUCCCCGGCAUCAUUAUUCCAGGGACUGCCGUCCUCCCAGUCCCAAACAUCCACACCUCCACCAACACCGAGGGAGUCCACGACACACCCCAUCCCCCCCCCACAUCCCAGCCUCGAGUAA